AUGGAGUCUGCAUUAUUAGCACCAACAAUUCCUGCAGCCAAAAUUUCAAGCCUUUUCAUAUACCCAGUUAAGUCAUGUCGUGGAAUUUCUGUUUCCCAUGCUCCCCUCACUCCCACCGGAGUUAGAUGGGAUCGACAAUGGGUGGUGGUGAAUUCCCAAGGGAGGGCUUGCACCCAAAGAGUUGAUCCAAAGCUUGCUUUGGUUGAGGUUGAACUGCCACCAGAUGCCCUUGUUGAAGACUACCAAGCUACGAAAGAUUCGUACAUGGUGUUGAAAGCUCCUGGGAUGGAACCGCUCAAAAUUUGUUUGAGUAAACAACAUGAAGUAACUGAAGCUAUCACAGUCUGGGAAUGGACUGGAUCUGCCUGGGAUGAAGGAAUAGAAGCUUCGCAGUGGUUCUCAGAUUUUUUAGGAAAGCCCUGUCAACUGGUCCGCUUCAAUACUGAUUCGGAAGUUAGACAAGUGGAUCCUGACUAUGUUGGUGGACAACAUCGGACCUAUUUCUCUGAUGGUUAUCCAUUCUUACUUUUAUCUCAGGAAUCAUUAGUUGCACUAAAUGAGCUUCUAAAGGAACCCAUACCUAUUAAUCGUUUCAGACCCAAUAUCCUUGUUGAAGGUUGUGACCCAUAUUCUGAGGACUUGUGGACUGAGAUAAAGAUAAGUGAGUUUUUAUUUCAGGGUGUCAAGCUGUGCUCCCGUUGUAAGGUACCCACAAUCAAUCAAGAGACUGGGAUAGCUGGAUCUGAGCCAACUGAGACUCUUAUGAAAACCAGGUCUGGCAAAGUCAUUAGACCAGAUGCAAAAAAUAAAAACAAGGUGUACUUUGGUCAGAAUAUGGUAUGGAACUGGAUGGAAUCUUCUGCUAAAGGGAGUGAAAAAAUCAUUCAAGUUGGAGAUCCUGUUUAUGUUAUUAGAAUGGUCUCUUCUGCCGCCCAAGCAGCUGCUUGA
Messenger RNA from Sphenostylis stenocarpa, 948 nucleotides. Lineage: Eukaryota; Viridiplantae; Streptophyta; Magnoliopsida; Fabales; Fabaceae. The record is from the annotation of a GenBank genome assembly.